AUGGCCACCACAACCACCACUACCACCACCCGCCCCCGCCUCAGCGCCGCCCUCGCCGACUACGAAGUCCGCCAAACCGUCCCAACAGCUCCCACGACCGCUCCUCAUCCUCCGUCCUCAACCGGCACGCCGCUGGAGCCGCAACCCGCCGCCUUCAAUCCGACCCUCGCGCCACACCCGCUGCCGUACGCAGUGAUGACAAACCCGGAGGGCUGGCCGGCGGACACUUUCCGGCGCGUGCCGUCAUACCGCCCAGUCAACCGCGGCCUGGACAGGGAGGAGAGGCGGCAGAAUGCCGUGUUUACGGUUGUGGGAACGUUCAUGAUUGCUGGGUGUGCGAUGAUUGCGGGCUGGUCGAGUGUGUGGCGGAAUACGUUUGGGAGGGGUACGGGGUGGGAGAUGCAUCCUGUUGGUGGGACUUUCUAG
This is a messenger RNA of Lasiodiplodia theobromae, 426 nucleotides long. RefSeq lists its product as uncharacterized. The transcript has 2 exons. Bases 1 to 426 code for a protein of 141 amino acids. NCBI's taxonomy places the organism in Eukaryota, Fungi, Ascomycota, Dothideomycetes, Botryosphaeriales, Botryosphaeriaceae. The record is from RefSeq and is a predicted model, not a curated record.